UGAGAUUUUUAAAUGUCCCGCUCUUCGCCGGGCGCAGGAGCAGCCGGCUCGACCGCCAGCACGGUGUAGGGGGCAGGCGCGGAUCCCGCCACCGCCGCGCGCUCGCCGCCGCUGCCGCCCGGCUCCCGGCCUCCGGCUCGCCCCUCCGCCCGCCUGCCUCCGGCCUCCGCGCGUGCUGCCUGCCUGUCGCGACCCGGCUUCGGGCCUCAGGUCUGACUCUGCGCCCCACGCCAUGCCGAGGGAGAGAAGUGAGAGGGAUGCCAAAGAGCCAGACGGCAUGAAGGAGGAGAGCGGCGCCGAUGUCUCUGCUCACUCCAGGAAGAGGAAGGCAAAUGUGGCCGUUUUUUUGCAAGAUCCAGAUGAAGAAAUUGACAAAAUCGACAAGCCCCCGAGAAUGGAGAGCGGCAGUCAGCCUUGGGAUGACCGUGCAGCUUCUGAGAACCCAUGCUCCCUGAUCCCCACGCCAGACAAGGAAGAGGACGAGCUGGGGUACCCGAGCUCUGCGCACAAGUCCCCCAUCGCCAGGCCAGCCCGAGCCACCCCCCUGCCUGUGCUGAACUGGGCAAACCGAGAGGAGGUUUGGAAGAUCAUGCUGAACAAAGAGAAGACGUACCUGAGGGACGAGCACUUUCUGCAGCGGCACCCUCUCCUGCAGCCGAAAAUGCGAGCAAUCCUUCUGGACUGGCUGAUGGAGGUGUGCGAGGUGUACAAGCUGCACAGAGAGACCUUCUACCUGGCGCAGGACUUCUUCGACCGCUACAUGGCGACACAGCAGGACAUUGUGAAGACACUCCUGCAGCUGGUUGGCAUCUCAUCCCUGUUCAUCGCUGCCAAGCUCGAGGAGAUCUACCCCCCCAAGCUGCACCAGUUUGCCUACGUCACAGAUGGGGCCUGUUCGGGAGACGACAUUCUCACCAUGGAGCUGAUCAUCAUGAAGGCUCUUAAGUGGCAUUUAAGCCCCCUGACCAUCGUGUCCUGGCUGAACGUGUACAUGCAGGUGGCCUACCUGAAUGACCUGUACGAGGUGCUCCUGCCUCAGUAUCCCCAGCAGGUCUUCAUCCAGAUUGUGGAGCUUUUGGAUCUCUGCGUCCUGGACAUCGGCUGCUUAGAGUUUUCCUACGGCGUCCUGGCCGCUUCCGCGCUGUACCACUUCUCCUCGUGCGAGCUGAUGCAGAAGGUCUCCGGGUUCCAGUGGAGUGACGUGGAGAAGUGCGUCAAGUGGAUGGUGCCCUUCGCCAUGGUCAUCAAGGAGACGGGCAGCUCCAAGCUGAAGCAGUUCCGGGGUGUUCCUGCCGAAGACGCCCACAACAUCCAGACUCACCUGGGCAGCUUGGACCUGCUGGACAAAGCCCAGGCGAAGAAAGCCGUGUUGUCCGAGCAAAACAGGGUUUCUCCUCCCCCGUCCGGGCUCCUCACCCCGCCGCCAAGCGGCAAGAAGCAGAGCGGCGACCAGGACGCAGCGUGACACUCCAGCCUCUUCACCAAAGACAGUCGUGCCCAGCCGCUCGCUCCCGUCCCUGCGGGCCUGCACCUGGGCGCCACCUCCGCCGCCCAGACUGGACCCGGGGAGCGUCCUCCCCCAAAGCACAGGUGCUCUGUGGUUGUCGUGGGGCAGGGAGAGGCGUUCCCACGACAUGCUCACGUUUUUUUCCUGAGUGGGUCAAGUGCACCAGCCACCUCCAGACGCCGGUGCGUGCUCCCGAUGCUGCUACGGAGGGUGCUGCUUGGCCUGACGGACACUGAGGCCGGGGCCGAGGGGCGCAUGGUGCUGCCGGCCUCCCCACGGGUGUGCUGGGUGCGUGGUGCCAUGUGGGGUAGGUGUGAGCGCCGGGCCGCCCUCCGCACUCUCAGUUGACAGUGUCCGACGCCUUCUAUGAACUGUUGUUUCCGAGUGCUGCUACGUCUGUCUGUUUUUAAUAAAGGUAACUGUCCUCGAGACAGCUGGUUUCAUGA
Messenger RNA from Artibeus jamaicensis (Jamaican fruit-eating bat), 1953 nucleotides. It is a transcript of the gene CCNE1, whose product is annotated as cyclin E1. The transcript is spliced from 12 exons. Gene Ontology annotation, molecular function: cyclin-dependent protein serine/threonine kinase regulator activity. Gene Ontology annotation, biological process: regulation of cyclin-dependent protein serine/threonine kinase activity; G1/S transition of mitotic cell cycle. NCBI's taxonomy places the organism in Eukaryota, Metazoa, Chordata, Mammalia, Chiroptera, Phyllostomidae. Gene Ontology annotation, cellular component: cyclin E1-CDK2 complex; nucleus; cytoplasm. The record is from RefSeq and is a predicted model, not a curated record. The coding region runs from base 233 to 1465 and encodes 410 amino acids.